AUGGAAGCAAUCGUGGCCAAUGAACCAGGGCCUCCUGAUGUGCUACACCUCGAGAGUUACCCUAGACCUCCCCCUAAAAGUGGGGAGAUCCUAAUUGAAGUCAAAGCAUUUGGUCUUAGUCGCUCUGACAUCCUCGCCCGGCAGGGCCAUACAGCCGAUGCCAAGUUUCCACAAAUAAUGGGUCGGGAGGCUGUUGGCAUUGUGACAGCGGGUGAGGGUACAGUCACGCCAGGAACGAGAGUCGUUGCUAUGAUAACGGACUUACUUCCAGAAUACCCGGGCAGCUAUGCACAGUACACUCGUGUCCCUGCUACCCACGUUCGAAGAGUCCACCCACUAUGUAAGCUCUCGUGGGAACACCUCACCGUCUUUUCAGAAAUGAUCCCGACUGCGUGGAAUGCCCUGUUUCGCGCCCUACGUCUGCAUCCAGAUGAUCGUCUGUUGAUCCGUGGCGGCACAACAUCCAUUGGUCUUGCAGCAGCGUGUAUCGCUAAGCGACAUUGCUCUUUCAUAGCUUCCACUACCCGACAGGAAUCCCGGAAGGAGCUUUUGGAGGGUGUGGGGGUCAAUAAGGUCUUGAUUGAUGAUGGGUCUCUAUCACAACAGAUCAAGUCAGAAGGACUGGAGUUCACAAAGGUUCUUGAUCUGAUUGGUGCAAAAAGUAUAGCUGAUUCCUUGCAAUGUGUAAGACCAUACGGAAUUGUUUGCCAGGCCGGAACGAUAGGUGGCGACUCAACAAUUUCAGACUUCAAUCCGAUGGAUGCUGUUCCGUCUACUGUAUCCCUCACAACCUAUAAAAGCUCCGCGGAAGACUUCAGAAACUUCCCACUGGACGUGCUGUGCCAUGAAGUCGAAUCUGGUCACUUGAAGCUGCCAAAUAUCCGAAUUUAUUUCUCCAACCAGAUUGUCGAAGCACAUCGAAGCAUGGAAGCGAAUCGUGCGGAAGGCAAAGUCGUGGUGCUUUGCUGUUCUGCCACUCGAGGAGUUCGAUGCUGCUCGCUUCUCGAACACAGACCUGGAUUUAUCCAGUUUAGCUGCAUUCGGAGAGAAGCGCAAAUGCGCCAGGUGAAGAAGCCAAAAGCCUGA
Messenger RNA from Aspergillus oryzae RIB40, 1086 nucleotides. RefSeq names its product zinc-binding alcohol dehydrogenase family protein. Gene Ontology annotation, molecular function: oxidoreductase activity. The transcript is spliced from 2 exons. The coding region runs from base 1 to 1086 and encodes 361 amino acids. The record is from RefSeq and is a predicted model, not a curated record. Lineage: Eukaryota; Fungi; Ascomycota; Eurotiomycetes; Eurotiales; Aspergillaceae.